AAACAAAAUCAACCAAAAAAAAAUUCACCACGCGUAUGUCUUCACCAACCAAAACUGAUUAGAGAGUUUUCACAUAGUUAGUAGUGCAUUAAUCGUGAAUUCCUCUCUAAUCGUGUUUGUGUGGCCUCUACUGAUAGUCUUAAUAUAUUACCAACACUGACCAACAUCAACACUAAUGUUCUCGUAGUGUGAAAUCCACCCACAUCAUCAUCUGUUGGUGUGUUGUGCAUUAUUAAUUUUAUUCUUAAUAAAAGAAAGUCAGUGAGACGACGUGUGACCUUGUGGUGGUGUGGUGGUGUUCUGGUGGUGACUACAAGAACGGCGACUAUGAUCAUCGCCUCGUCACAUCAUCAGAGUCAUCUACAAAUGGUACCUGUGUCACCUGUUAUUCUGAUGAACCGUCCCAUUCAAGUAAAACCGGCGGACAGUGAAAAUAGAGGCGAUCGAAAGCUGUUUGUGGGUAUGCUCAGUAAGCAACAAACGGAAGAGGAUGUUAGGCAGUUGUUCGCUCCAUUUGGAACAAUAGAAGAGUGUACUAUAUUACGUGGACCUGACGGAACAAGCAAAGGUUGUGCUUUUGUGAAAUUUAGCUCACAUCAAGAAGCGCAAUCAGCAAUUAAUAGUCUGCACGGUAGUCAGACUAUGCCGGGAGCUUCUUCCAGUUUAGUAGUGAAAUUUGCAGAUACAGAAAAAGAAAGACAGUUACGUCGUAUGCAACAAAUGGCGGGGAAUAUGAGUCUCCUGAAUCCAUUCGUAUUCAAUCAAUUUGGUGCCUAUGGGGCAUAUGCACAACAACAAGCUGCACUUAUGGCUGCAGCCACGGCACAAGGUACUUACAUAAAUCCAAUGGCUGCAUUGGCAUCACAAAUACCACAUGCAGCAUUAAAUGGUAUGGCCAAUUCAGUAGUCCCUCCUACCUCAGGCACUGGUAAUGGACAACCAGUUAAUGGUGCAAUCCCAAGUUUACCGUCCCCAACAAUGCCAACAUUUAAUAUGGCAGCACAAACGCCUAAUGGACAACCAGGUGGCACUGAAGUCUAUACUAAUGGCAUACCUCAAACUUACCCUGGACAUGCCCUCCAUCUUUCUAUACCAACUCAGGGUCUUCCCAAUGGUGAAGCAGCUUUGCAACAUGCAGCUGCAUAUCCUGGUAUGCAACCAUAUCCAGGAGUUGCUUAUCCCGCGGUAUAUGGACAGUUCCCGCAGCCCAUACCUCCACCGAUGUCUACUGUAGCCCCUACUCAAAGGGAAGGAUGCUCGAUUUCUGGCCCAGAAGGUUGCAACCUAUUUAUCUAUCAUUUACCUCAGGAAUUUGGAGAUGCGGAACUUAUGCAAAUGUUUUUACCAUUUGGUAAUGUAAUAAGUUCGAAGGUAUUUAUUGACCGAGCCACGAAUCAAAGUAAAUGUUUUGGUUUUGUAUCAUUUGAUAACCCAACAAGUGCACAAGCAGCAAUUCAAGCAAUGAAUGGCUUUCAAAUAGGAAUGAAACGUUUAAAAGUUCAAUUGAAACGACCAAAAGAUGCAAAUAGACCGUACUAACCUCUACCGAACCAUAGGCUUCUUUUACAUCAUCCAAAAUUAAAUCAAAUGUGCAAUCAAAGCCAAAUAUUAAAUGAUAAGCCAUUAUUUAUUGAACAGCCACAUCAUCCGACACAACUAUUUGUGAAUGAUAAUAAUAUUAUAGAUACAUUAAAUAAUCCAUGCGUAUAUUUCUACUUAACCAAUAACAAUAAUAAUAUAACAUCUACACAUCAACAACAGAACCAU
Chrysoperla carnea is the source of this 1767-nucleotide messenger RNA. RefSeq names its product CUGBP Elav-like family member 4 (gene bru3). The transcript has 10 exons. Gene Ontology annotation, molecular function: mRNA binding. NCBI's taxonomy places the organism in Eukaryota, Metazoa, Arthropoda, Insecta, Neuroptera, Chrysopidae. The record is from RefSeq and is a predicted model, not a curated record. Gene Ontology annotation, cellular component: ribonucleoprotein complex; nucleus; cytoplasm. The coding region runs from base 328 to 1539 and encodes 403 amino acids. Gene Ontology annotation, biological process: regulation of alternative mRNA splicing, via spliceosome; mRNA splice site recognition.